UGCCCGGAAGCGCAAAGUGUGUGUGUUUGCGAGUGUGUGAGAGAGCGCCGCGACUCCAGGGGCAGUUAUAAGUUCUCUGCAGGUUCCACAUCUACUUCAGUAAUACACUCUUUACACAAUGGCAACAAAGAAAGUUAUAAACUUUGGUUCGGGACCUGCGAAACUUCCAGAACCUGUUAUGAUCCAGGCUCAGAGAGAACUGCUGGAUUAUAAUGGUCUCGGAAUGAGUGUCCUUGAAAUGAGCCACAGGUCAUCAGAUUUUUUCAAGAUAGUCAACUCAGCUGAAACUCUACUUCGAGAACUAUUGAAUAUACCAGAAAACUACAAGGUUCUGUUUCUGCAAGGCGGUGGUACAGGCCAGUUCAGUGCUAUUCCUCUGAAUCUGUUGGGCCUGAAGGAGGACAGAUGUGCUGAUUAUAUUGUAACAGGAAACUUUUCUGCAAGAGCUGUCAAAGAGGCGGAGAAGUACGGCAAAGUGAACGUUGUAAAUCCAAAAGUAGACCGUCACACUGGGAUUCCAGACAGCAGCAGCUGGACACUGAACCCUUCAGCCUCGUACGUUUACUACUGCUGCAACGAAACAGUCCAUGGCAUUGAGUUUAACUUCAUUCCUGACACCAAGGAUGUGAUUCUUGUCAGUGAUAUGUCGUCAAAUUUCCUUUCACAACCAGUAGAUGUGUCCAAGUUUGGGCUCAUUUUCGCAGGUGCACAAAAAAAUGCUGGAUGUGCAGGAGUCACUAUCGUGAUCAUAAGGGAGGAUCUUAUGGGAAAAGCUUUGAAGGAGUGUCCUGUUAUAUUUGAUUACAAACUGCAAGCUGAAAAUAAUUCCCUCUACAACACGCCACCUUGCUUCAGUAUUUACAUUGUGAAACUGGUCCUCGAGUGGAUCAAAAACAAUGGAGGCAUAGAUGUCAUGGAGAAACUGAGCAAGCAGAAAUCCUCUCUGAUCUACGACAUCAUCGACAGCUCCAAUGGAUUUUACUCAUCCCCCAUCGAUGUCGAGUGCCGGAGUCGCAUGAACAUUCCAUUCCGCAUUGGAAACAUAAAAGGAGACGAAGCCCUGGAAAAACAGUUUCUGGAAGGGGCUUCCAAACUUGGAAUGAUGUCAUUAAAAGGACACAGAAGUGUUGGUGGAAUACGAGCUUCUCUGUACAAUGCAGUGACUCUGGAAGAGACUCAGGCCCUCGCUGAGUACAUGAAGGAGUUUCUAAAUAAACAUCAGUCUAAUAAAAUAGAUCAUUAAGGCUGCAUGGAAACAGGGCUUGUAGGUUAAUCUGUAUCAGCAUCAGUUUUUUUUUCUUUUUGUAGUAUUGUGAUAAUCACUUUCCUUUGUGGCUAGCAUUGUCUUACUGUACAGUAGAGACAUUCAUGCAGCUCUGACAUAAUUGUUUAAUUGUUUUCUAAUAUAAUUAUAUUAGAAUUAAACACUACAUUAUUCAGUCUUAAAUAAAUACUUGGAUAGUAUUUUUGAUAGUCACAACCUGACCUGGGAUACUGUAUCCGUUCAUGUGGUUUUGCCUAAAAUAACUAAUAAUUGUAUUUUUUAACAAUUAAAUGUAUCCUAAUGCUCACUUGGUCUGUGUGUUUCUAGUAUAUAAAUAAUGGCAUUUUUACUGAACAGUUUUAAUGUGCA
This is a messenger RNA of Clarias gariepinus (North African catfish), 1633 nucleotides long. Its product is annotated as phosphoserine aminotransferase-like. Gene Ontology annotation, molecular function: O-phospho-L-serine:2-oxoglutarate transaminase activity; pyridoxal phosphate binding. The record is from RefSeq and is a predicted model, not a curated record. The coding region runs from base 119 to 1243 and encodes 374 amino acids. The transcript has 9 exons. Gene Ontology annotation, biological process: L-serine biosynthetic process. Lineage: Eukaryota; Metazoa; Chordata; Actinopteri; Siluriformes; Clariidae. Gene Ontology annotation, cellular component: cytoplasm.